This is a messenger RNA of Cucurbita pepo subsp. pepo (vegetable marrow), 511 nucleotides long. RefSeq names its product auxin-induced protein 15A-like. The record is from RefSeq and is a predicted model, not a curated record. Gene Ontology annotation, biological process: response to auxin. Lineage: Eukaryota; Viridiplantae; Streptophyta; Magnoliopsida; Cucurbitales; Cucurbitaceae.
CAUGUAAUUGGAUUCACAAUCAACAAGACUCUUCCAUACUCCGAUUAUCAAAAGAAAUUUCCAACUUUUGACUUCUCUCAAAGUCUCACUAGUUCCUUUCAGAAAAUACUAUAACAUGGGAUUCCGUUUGCCUAGGAUUGUUCAUGCUAAGCAAAGUUUUCGACGAUCUUCAUCAACUGGAAAUGGAUCAUCCACUGUUGACAUUCCAAAGGGGUACUUUACAGUUUACGUUGGUGAGGUACAAAAGAAGCGAUUCGUCAUUCCACUAUCUUACUUGAACCAGCCUUCUUUUCAAGAUUUGUUGAGUCAAUCAGAAGAUGAAUUUGGAUAUGAUCAUCCAAUGGGUGGCAUCACAAUUCCAUGCAGUGAAGACCUUUUCCUUGAUCUCACUCGAAGUUUGAAAGACUCAUGAGCUAGAGGAAUUGAUAUCUAGAAAUUGGUAGUAUAGAAAAAGGAUUAGAAUAGUACAGAAUGUAGACUGUAAACAUUUUUGAAAUGAGAGAACUUGAUU